Cylindrotheca closterium is the source of this 1751-nucleotide messenger RNA. The record is from the annotation of a GenBank genome assembly. NCBI's taxonomy places the organism in Eukaryota, Bacillariophyta, Bacillariophyceae, Bacillariales, Bacillariaceae.
CCAAACAUCCAGGGUCCCAUCAGGCCACUUACCAGCGAAACCUCCGUGGGUAUCCGAUUGACGGUAUCUUUGCGACGCCUGACGUGCCCAUCCUGGCCGCCGGGUACUACCCUUUUGACGAACACGUCGCCUCCGAUCACCGUGGCCUGUGGAUCGACUUUGACUUGAACAGUCUCCUCGGCGGACACAAACCUACAAAAUCCACCCAUGUCCCACGCCGGCUGGUGAUGCAUAACAAACGGGUGGUUCAACGAUACGUCCAAUUGGCGGAGCAGGGUUACUUGCGGUACAAUAUUCCGGGUUGUCUCUCUACCCUAGGAUUCGAUGUUGCCCGACAGCAGGGCGGCAUCACCAACUCCCAGGGGGUCAGAUUCGAUUGGAUACAUGCUGAUGCUUACACAGUUCGACGAUUGGGGGAGCAGAACUGCAGGAAGUUGUCGAUGGGUGGGGCGGAAUGGUCCCCCCAAGGCCAAUCCAUUCGGGAUCGGAUCACCUUGUGGCGCCUUCUCCUCAAGGGCCGACGUCAGUGCCGUGUGAGCUCCAGGAAGGUUCGCCGCCUGCUGCUCAAGACGAACGAACCCUUGGCCUGGAAGUUGACUACAGCCGACCUUGAGGCUCACCUCACCCAAGACCUUGGUCGGUAUAGAGAAGCCAAAAGGGGCCUCACUUCUAAAUGGCGGAAGGCCCAAGUCACUACUCGCACCCAGAGCAUUGCUAAAGUCCGUCAUAAGACGGCAAGCCAACAAGAACGAUAUCACCACUUGCGGUCCAUGAAGCAACGCGAGGAGACCCGUCGGAGACGCAAGGCUCGUUCCUCCGGUUUAUCUGGCGGUCUAAGGGCUAUUCAAGUCGAAAUGGAGGACAGCUCUGGCAAUUGUCGGUUACAGACCAUUACUGACCCGACGUCGGUUGAAGAUGGAUGGAUGCAAGAAAAUAGGGCCCGGUAUCAACAAACCCAGACCCCGCACUCCACUCCUCCCAUGUCCGAGCCACUCUACACUAUGUUCACGGGCCCUGACGCGGACAACAACCAACAACUCCUUCUGGAAGGCAAACUCCCCAUCCCUGGUGGCCUGGCUUACCCUACCCAAGCCUUCCUUUGCCACUGUCGACUGCACGACAGUUACCGGCCACGUCCUUUCCCCUUGACGGUUAAAGAGCACGUGGACUUUUGGAGUUGCACUCCUGAGAACAAGGGUUUGGAGCCCCACGGCCUCCAUAAUGACCACUUCAAGGCAGGCGCCCUCUCGGAACUAUUGGCUUCUUGUGAUACGGCGUUUUGGGACAUUCCACUCUGGUCUGGCCAUGUUCCGGAACUCUGGAAGAACCUAAUGAACUUUGCGAUUGAGAAGAAGCCCGGUGAUUUCCGCCCACAAGGGAUGCGGACCAUCCAGCUGUUCAACUCGGAGGCUCAAGCCAACUACAAGAAGGCGGGUCGGGCUGCAAUGAAGAAUGCUGAGGAGGAUGACAUCAUCCCUAAAGGCCAGUGUGGCUCACGGAAGCAGCAUCAGUCCAUUGAUCUUGCCCUUUCCAAACGAUUGAUCUGGGACUUGUUGAUCCUGGAACGACGGUCUUCCGGCUGGAUCACAAAUGACGCAAAGUCUUGCUUUGAUCGCAUCGUUGACUGGGUGGCGAAGACGGCCCUGCGGAGAUUUGGCCUGCCGGUCCCUGUCACCAAUCUAAUGUUUGACAUCUUGGCAACGGCAAAACACAGGGUCCGGACUGGCUUUGGCGACUCGGAUCGGACCUAA